Dermacentor andersoni is the source of this 1646-nucleotide messenger RNA. Lineage: Eukaryota; Metazoa; Arthropoda; Arachnida; Ixodida; Ixodidae. The record is from RefSeq and is a predicted model, not a curated record.
CGCCUUCAUACCGAGCUGUUGUUUAUCCCAAGCUGUUUGAAGGCAGAGAUGAAAACACAAAAGUUCUGAAAAUAAACGACGAAAUAACAUUGAACCUUCAGCCAAGCUCCAUUCUUCAUGAAGAGUUCUUCCUGCGAAAGUAUCGCCAGGGUGUUUCAGAAUACAGAUACUUCGACGUUGAAACACUGCAGCAAGAUCUGUAUCACGACAGUAGACAGCUCGCGGCUGUCAUAGUUUCUGAAGAAGAUGGCGUGUUGCGCGUGGAAGGCGUCGUUGGUCCUAAGCUGAAGAUCAGGCCAGUUGAAGCUACCGAGCGCUCCGAAUAUGGCCCUCACGCUCACCUCAUUGACACUAUCGAAGACUCGGAUUCUGACAACGUUUAUGGGAAACUUGAGGAGAAAAUGAUGAUAACUGAGCGUGCUGCAAACGACCGCUAUGGUUUUGACCCAUCCGCAUACAACACAGAAAUUAUCUAUCCGGAGGUGCUUAUUACGUGUGACUCAGUAUUUCACCAUGGAUUCAAGAGCACACACAAAAUGUUAAAAUACGUGAUGGUCACGUUUCAAGUGGUUGUCAUACGCUAUCUUGGGGUUAAAAACCCUAGAGUUCGACCCAUACUACGGGGCAUCGAAUUGACGAAUUACACCAUAGAGCAUCAUUAUUACUCAUACCUCGCAGGAGGUGGCAUAGACGCAUUGAAGUCGUUGUACAGUAUUAAAGAUUACGUCGCAACAAAGACUACUUUGUACGAAGGUUUUGAUUUGCUCUACUUUAUCACUGGCCAUGACAUGAUUGCGCUACAAGGAGGCAAAAGGGAGUCAGCUCUUUCAGGUUUUGCCUUUGUUGGGUCUGCCUGCUUAGCCUCACGACAGCAGCUUGGUGAAGAUACUGCGUACAGUUACCGAGGAAUUCGAAUAAUGACCCACGAGAUUGCGCACACGUUGGGUUGCUCGCACGACGGAACGGCUGUAGAAGGCCACUUGAGAGGAUUCAAAGCGGACUCCUCGAGAUGUCCAUGGAGUGAUGGUUACAUCAUGAGCUAUAUUGAAGAGGACGUCAGGAGCAUGAAAUUUUCAACCUGCUGUGACUACGAUAUUUCCCAGUAUUCCUGGAUGUAUGGAGCCGAUUGUCUGCGUCGGAACUCAACUACAAAGAUUUCAAGGAAGUGGAAAAAAGUAUAUAAAUUACCCGGCGAAGUUCUGAGCAGAAAUAAACAGUGCGAACUUACGUACCCAGACCUGCAAACGACAUAUUAUAUGGAGGAUAAGGGCAUCCAGGAAUGCCGGGUAUAUUGCUUCGUUCCAGGAAGGCAGUUCGGAGGAGCCGAUCACUACUGGCCCAUGUACCUGAUAGACGGCAGUACUUGCUCGUCGCCCACCGUCUGCGAUGAAGCCCCGACAACCUUCUCCGGAAAACUAAGCCAUGCAGCUCUUGGAGGUGAUGCUGCAUUGAAGACUGGACCGCAAAACACUCUGAUCACUCUGCCGACCAAACAGGACUUGAUGGAACCUUUAGUCGAUGGCGUCAGUGUCACAGCAGUCAUUCACACUGAGACCCACGUAUCCAUGAUGAUUGCCCAAUUGCCCCGACGCCUGAUUCAAGGUGUCACAGCCGCUGCAUCAGGCACGCUCCGCGUUGCCGACUGA